Messenger RNA from Aphidius gifuensis, 618 nucleotides. RefSeq lists its product as uncharacterized. Bases 1 to 618 code for a protein of 205 amino acids. The record is from RefSeq and is a predicted model, not a curated record. NCBI's taxonomy places the organism in Eukaryota, Metazoa, Arthropoda, Insecta, Hymenoptera, Braconidae. The transcript has 2 exons.
AUGGCUAACAGUAGUAGUGUUUUCGAUAUUGAUUCUAUAUUAGAUACAGAAGAAGCAAAGCUAUUGUCAGAUGGUAUAAAAAAAAAAUUAUCUGAAAACUUGAACAAAGCAUUACAAUCACAAAUGGAAAUAAAAGCUAGUAAAGACUUGGAAGAAAAUUUAGAAAAAAUAAUAUCUGAUGAAGAUGAGCGUACAAUAGUUAAAAAAGAAAUUGAAAAUCGUGUUAUGAAAGCAUGUGAUGCUUUAACAAGAAAAAGAAAAUAUAUGCAAGAAAAUCUUAGAAGAGAAGUAGUUGCUAAGCACAACAAUGUAAUUGAAGAAAUAGUGCGAAAAAAAAUGUUACAUGAAAAGAAAGAAAACUUUAGUGAUGUGGUUAAAUUUGAAGAAGGUGAAUACAAAAAGUCAGUUGAAAAAAAAAAUCAACACAAGGUUGAUCAAGGACAUGAAAGUCAAUCAAAAGGACCAUAUAAGAGUCAUGGAGGAAUACACAUUCAAGACCGUAAUCGUCAAUAUGGACGUAAUGGUAAAUCAAGAGGUUAUGUAUCAAAUGAGUAUCAACGAUCACUUGAUAAAUCAGAUGAGUUUUCACCAGAAAGAAGAAAUAAUUACCAAAGUUAA